AUGUUUAUAGAUAUCAGCCACACAUUUAAAUUGUUUAAUGAGACAGAAUAUGAGAAGCAAAGACGAGGAAGCAGUAUAUUUUUGAAAAUGUUUCCUAGACUUGCAACAAGGCAUAUAAUCCCUAGUGCUGCAGAUGUACCCUCUUGUGAAGUUAAAAAGGUUUAUCCAUAUAGAAAUAGUCCACAUUUUACAUUGUAUGGUAUAAACAAAACGUUCACUGCCGUAUUGACUGGAUAUCCACCUAACACAUUACCAUCUGAUUUUAAACCAAACAAAGGCUAUUUGUAUGGAUGGAGUGGGACUAUUCGACCAGAUUCUUGGGAUAAAGCCCACUUUUCGUUUUUCAGAGACUAUGCAGUUGUACCACCUAGGAAAGGGAUAACACUGGAAUACUGCGCCCACAUUUACUCACCCGCACUAUCAAUAAAUCAAUCCAUAAACGAUGCAUUAGGAACUAAUUAUAACUCUGAUAAAAGGGAUUUUGGAAAUGAUGAUAAUCUAAACUCAAUCAUAAUAAAGGGUAACGGUAGGAAUUCUAAGAAGAUAAUGUCAUGCUGCUUCCUAAUACAUGGUUAA
This is a messenger RNA of Babesia microti strain RI, 576 nucleotides long. RefSeq lists its product as hypothetical. The transcript has a single exon. The record is from RefSeq and is a predicted model, not a curated record. Bases 1 to 576 code for a protein of 191 amino acids. Lineage: Eukaryota; Apicomplexa; Aconoidasida; Piroplasmida; Babesiidae.